GCCAGAACAGAACAGUGCUGGUUGUCGUGAAGCAAGGAUUUAACGUGUUCACGGGUUAUAGUUCCGAAGAUUAGAUUCGAUUGUAUUUUUUCGUUGUAAUCGCAGUGAUAACCGUUUGCGUUUGUGUACAAGUAUAUCGGCUGCGUAUUGCGUUGGUAAAUAUUGAAAAAAACUUGUGAAGAAUGAAUGAACCGGGAUGAAUAAUUAAUUGUCGGUUCGGUAACUUUUGUUUUGCAGUAGACUACGGUAACUGUGCUUGGUGAAAAUGUGUUAGCCCGUUUGAUGUGUUGUGAUGGGGAAACUUUAGUGGCUUAGUACGGAGGUAUUUAUAAUCAGGAUUGACACAGUAAGGUGGUUUCUGUAAUUGACGUGCGCUUUUUGUAAAUAAUGAUUUAGUUUGACCAGGAUUGUGUUGAUAUUAGCGAUUGUUUACGAUCGGCAACCACGAUUAAAACGUAUCGCUUUUUAUGUGAAACAACACACUCAGUGGUUUGGCAGUUUCACUGCUUCAAGAAUUACUAGUUAAGGUAACAAACUCAGUGCUACAGUCUUACUGCAUCAAUAAUUAGAUAAAUGUAUGCAGUUAAGAAUCGUAACCAGGAACUAUUCCAGCACGAUGGUAUGAUGCGUAAGGGCAAGAUGAAGCCGAAGUACGACCUAGAGGAUUACAUCUACGACGUGGAGUCUCGAAGCCUGGAGCCUUCGGCUGAUCCGGAGGAUGUCUAUGCCCAGUUGCAGCAGAAAGAACAGGAUCUCAUGUUGGCUGCUGAACUGGGCAAGGCAUUGCUCGAAAAAAACGAGGAACUUAGCAGGCAGAACGAGCGACUGGCUGAGGAGUACUCUCAAAAACUAGAGGUUAUCGAACAGGACAGACACCUCCUGCGACGGAAGCUGGUCUCCACACAGGCGGAGUGCGACACGCGACUCCUUGAGCUUCAAGCCGACCUCAGAGAUCUGCAAGCGGCCCUCAACGAGAGAGACAAUGCGCUUAGAAACACUGAGAAAGAGAAGGCUGUGCUCAUCUCAGAGCUAUCUGAACAAAACCAAAGGCUUACCAACCAGAUUAAAGAGUCUGCGAAAAACGAAGAGCAACUAUCAUUGCAGCUUCAAGGAUUGCGGGACCAAUACAGCCUGAGGAAAUCCAGUCUUCAAGACCAUCAGACUAGUCUAGAUGUUUUACGAGAUGAAAUACUAUUCAUGUCUGAGAAGAAACUGGAGCUGGAGAGGCGAGUGCAGAUGCUCCAGGAUCAGCGAGACAACUUGUCGAGUGCCCUCGAAGAGGCGACCGAUCGAGUAUUGCUGCUUGAAAGAGAAACUAGGGAGCAGCAGAUUCAGCUGCAAGUUUCCCACCGGGAAUUGGAGGAGCUGCGAUCUGCGAACGGCUCCCUAGGGGAUCGGCUGGAAGCGAUGGGAGUCACCCCCCCAGGGUCAAGUGGCGGCCACCGCUCUCUGCUCAGCGAGAUGGAGUGUGACGACCAACUCCUCACCAGUCUGCCUCAGGGCGACGACCUGCAUCAGUUGAAAGUGGAGGUUGUGAGUGUUUAUGACAGAGUGAGAGCGAUCUGCCAAUCUCUCAAGCAUCGAGCGAAUCACUCAGACUCGUCGAUUAGACCUGACAUCACAGUUCAUCAAGUGAAGGUCGGACUGUUAACGACAAUAAUCAACGAACUGAGUGAUCUGAUCAAUGAGAUAGGAGGGGGGGAUUACUCGACGAGUAGUGUAAGUGUGACUGACCUUGAGAUUGACCUCCAUCGAGCACAAGAGGCCGUCGACCGAAUGACCAAAGAGAUUGAUGCCAAGAGUGAAGAGCUGAAGAGGCGAAACGAAACCAUUGUCGAUCUCAGCAGCAAGUUGAACAUCAAGGAAGCGGAGCUUCUGGGCGCGGUAGAGGAGCGCGACCGUGCGCGCGCGGAUUUGAAGGACGCGGGCGCAGGUGGUUUGGCGCGCGACGAAAUGGUGCGCAAAGCGUGGGAGGUUCGCGACGGCGCCGUGGCGCGCAAGAACGCGACGCAACUCGAGCUGGCCAAGACGCGCAUCGACAUGUUGCAGGCCAACAGUCAGCUCAUGGAGGCCAUUCAACAGAAGGUCGAGCUCUCACAGCAGCUGGAACAGUGGCAGAUGGACAUGCAAGCGUUGCUCGACGAACAGAUGAGACUGAAACUGGGAAAUCCGGACCAAACGGCGCAAUCGCAGAGCAGCGGAGCCAGCACCCCCUCCUCACUGUCCAACCCAGCCAAACGCCCCUCCAGGAAGCUGUUCGGCAUUUUCCAGCGGUGAUUCUAAUCCCCCCAUCUUUGAACGGACCAUUCUUGUUUGAAGAGAACCAUCAUCUGUAAUAUAUUAGUCAUUCACAGCAGCCUUAAUGUGAUUUAAUCCCACACUGUAUAUAAUAUAGAUAAAUGCUCUUACCGUAGGUUAAACCAAUUCUUUAGCGUAAUUUAUUGAUGACCGAUUUUAACAGCUAUUAGUGGAAGAGAAGUGACGGUAUCGGAUAGCACUGAACACAAACUUCCUUUAAUUGAAUAUCUCUUUGAACUAAUGUGAAAAUUGAACGACAACUCUUUUAAGCAUUCGUUGGAGAAAUUACCGGCAAAAAUAUUAGUUCAAACUUAAGGUAUCAAUGUGGGCUCUACCUGGGAAAAAAUUAAUAACUUAAUAAAGUUUAUGACUAGGUACUAAAACUUAGAAACUAAGUAGAAUAUCUAACUCAUUAACUAUCCAUGUAACACUUCAUUUGGGUGUAUUGAGAAUGUUAAAUACAUAAAAAGUAAGAUUUCAAGGAGGUAUUUAUGUCAACAUGAGUUUCUGAAUAAUUCCUAACAAUUAAUUAUUGAAAAUGUUUAAUUCUCCAAACAUUCAAGAUUGUUCAGAACAUUCGUUGAAACCCAGGUUAUGCAUCCAGCUGUUGCAAUGUCUCUUCAGAUCUUACAGUUUAAAUAUAAAAUUAUGAAACUCUAAGUGCUCUCUUUCAUACAAUUUUAGUUUUGUUGAAGUUUGGAUCGGGAAAAUCUGAUAAUGUACUUCGGAUGGGAUAAGAUUUAAUGUUAGCAGUUCUUUUUAAUUUGCAACUUAUUUUUAUGUACUUAAUUAGAAUGCAAGAGCUUUAAACUAGUUCAUUUUCACUUUUUAAUCUUAUCAUGGUCUAUGUUUCUAAAUGAAUUACAAUAUAUUACUACUGCGAAAGCUUUUCAUGGAGGUCAUCCCAUCAAUUAUUGAACAUGAAAUUUAUUUGUGAUAUUAUGUUUACCUUUACACAUUGAUUAUAUGUUUUAAGUUUAUUGUUUUACCUUCUUUCAUGUGUUUUAUGUUGAACAUAUGUUAAUAGAAAAUCUUGUACCUUCAAAGCCUCUUUGUUAUUUGUACUACUAAUUUGUAUUUUUAGGUUUAAGAAUAUUGUUCAUUGUUCAAAUUGUUACAUGCUAUUCUAUAAAUCAAUCCAAUUAACUUGAAUGUUUUAAACAGAAUCAUUAAGUGUAAAUAAUAUUUUAUAAAAUAACUGUCUGAUUAUCUAGUGUCCGAAAUGAAAAUUUCUUUUCCAAGUUAUUAUUUUUGUCGAUUUUUAAACUAAAAGUGAGUUAAUUUGGAACCUAAUUUCAAAUUGUUCAAAUCACGUGCAAUAGAAUGUAACAUUCAGUAGAUAAAAAUCUUCUAUUCUAUGCUGAAUGAUUUUCAAAAUUUGAGUUGCAAUGAUUAAAUAUCAUGGUUGUUCCACUAUUAUUGUGUAUUGCUUGUAUAGUAUUUUUAUAGGAAAAAUAUCACUGCUUGUAAUUUUAUUUAUUCAUAGGUUUUCAUGCGUAACAAAUUGGAUGUAUUUAUAAUAGUGUUUAUUUCUGUAAAUUAAUCCAACAUUUUUAAGAAUAAUAUAAUUAUUAAUAUGAAAUACUUUGCAACAUGUUAAACACCUAUGAUCAAUCAAGCUAGAUUAUUGAUGAAAUUCAACUGUAGAAACUUUGUAUUUGUAAAUAAGGAGAAUGACUAUUGACUAGACACAAACCAACAUUGAUGUUUAUAUCGACACAAUAUACAUUAUUUCAUGUGUGUUGCAAA
Messenger RNA from Nilaparvata lugens (brown planthopper), 4047 nucleotides. Its product is annotated as bicaudal D-related protein homolog. NCBI's taxonomy places the organism in Eukaryota, Metazoa, Arthropoda, Insecta, Hemiptera, Delphacidae. Bases 574 to 2277 code for a protein of 567 amino acids. The record is from RefSeq and is a predicted model, not a curated record. The transcript has 9 exons.